Molecule: messenger RNA, 2138 nt
Organism: Lates calcarifer (barramundi perch)
Lineage: Eukaryota; Metazoa; Chordata; Actinopteri; Centropomidae
Gene: adamts9
Product: ADAM metallopeptidase with thrombospondin type 1 motif, 9
Exons: 13
Coding region: 273-2138 (621 amino acids)
Biological process (GO): extracellular matrix organization; proteolysis
Cellular component (GO): extracellular matrix
Molecular function (GO): metalloendopeptidase activity
Source: RefSeq, a predicted model, not a curated record
CCCGCCCCUAGUUGGGGAGAGAGCUGGUGCACAGCAGAGCCCAUCGCAGUUGACUGUUUGAGCAGCAGUAUGCAUGUUCGCCAGGGACUCCGCGAAGCGCUCAUGUCCCAGCAGUGUAGUACUUCACCGCCCAGAGAUCAUCUACUCAAGAGUCGAGGAUAAUAAAAUUGGAUGAGGCAGGCGGACCGUAGGCGGAAAGCCCGGAGUGACCGGAGGAAUACAGUAUUACUACAGGACCGCAGGCUGCCGCACUCCUCUGAACGUGGACAAUCAUGCAUGUGCUCUUCUGGGGCUUGGGGUUCCUACUAUUCCCUGAUUUCUUGAAUGUAGUCGCAUCUACAGGGAGAUUGCUUUUGAAUUCAAGCACAGUAAAAGAGGAGGUCGGCGCGUAUGAGAUUGUAACGCCGGUGCGAGUGAAUGAAGCCGGUGACAAGUUUCCAACCAGUGUGCACUUCAAGAGGAAAAGACGAAGUUUGGACGAGAGUACCGGCAAUACUACGGAUCACUGGGCCUCGCCAAAUAUCCACUACAGGAUAUCUGCUUUCGGACAGAACUAUCACCUCAACCUCACGCUGGAUUCGGGAUUUAUCGCACCUUUCUACACUGUGACAUUACUUGGAGUACCCCGAGGAGAUAACAUAACGGAUUUUGCAACAGAUGGGGAGGUGGAGGAGGAGGAGGAGGACACGGAGUUAAGGCACUGCUUCUAUAAAGGACAUGUAAAUGCACAAGCAGAACACGCCGCGGUCAUCAGUUUGUGCUCCGGACUGCUUGGCACUUUCAGGUCUCCAGAGGGGGAGUAUUUUGUGGAGCCCCUACACAGCUAUCAAGGUGAACACUAUGAAGAGGAACAUACAAAACCUCAUAUUGUAUACAGGAAGAGUACACCCAAGAAACAAACAUCUGGGGAGGACUCAGCUUGUGAUACUUCAGGACACAAACACAGACAUAAGAGGCACAAGCCGAAGAGAAGGGCAGUGGCUGGUGUGACCACUGUGUCCAAUGCAGCUCCUGUGGUCAGCGCUGGUAUAUUCAGUGACGUGGAGUCACUGAGUUCUGGUCUGGCCAGCAAUGCUUUACUCAGAUCAGAGAGCAGUGCUAGCGCUAGACCAUCAAAUGAUAGCAGUGGUGACUCAGGACCUCACAGAAGAUCAAAACGCUUCCUCUCCUACCCGCGCUUUGUCGAAGUCAUGCUGGUGGCCGACAGCAAAAUGGUGGAACAUCAUGGCAGCAACCUACAGCACUACAUACUCACAUUAAUGUCCAUAGUGUCUUCCAUCUAUAAGGACCCCAGCAUUGGCAACUUGAUUCACAUUGUAAUUGUAAAGUUAGUCAUAAUAAACAACGAGCUGGAUGGUCCAGUCAUUUCAUUUAAUGCACAGACCACUUUAAAGAACUUCUGCAUUUGGCAGCAGAGUCAGAACAUCCUGGAUGACAACCACCAUUCCCAUCACGACACUGCCAUCCUCAUCACCCGGCAGGACAUCUGCAGAGCAAGAGAUAAGUGUGACACCUUAGGACUUGCAGAGUUGGGCACAGUGUGCGAUCCAUACAGGAGCUGCAGCAUCAGUGAGGACAAUGGACUCAGCACUGCUUUCACUAUUGCUCAUGAACUUGGCCAUGUGUUCAACAUGCCUCAUGAUGACAGUAACAAAUGUAAGGAGGAUGGAGUUAAAAUUCAGCAACAUGUGAUGGCUCCCACGCUUAACUACAACACAAACCCUUGGAUGUGGUCCAAGUGUAGCAGGAAGUACAUCACAGAGUUCCUCGACACAGGAUAUGGCGAAUGCUUGCUCGACGAGCCCGUUUCUAGGCCAUACAGUCUGUCGCAGCAGCUGCCUGGGCGGAUAUACAAUGUCAAUAAACAGUGUGAAUUGAUAUUUGGGCCGGGAACGCAGGUUGGCCCUUAUAUGACUCAGUGUCGAAGGCUGUGGUGUACCAGUCCAGAGGGUGCCCAGCAGGGAUGCAGGACCCAGCACAUGCCGUGGGCAGACGGCACUGACUGCUCCCCCGGAAAGCUGAGAGUGAUUAGGUCAUCAUGCUGUCCUUUUGCUGGGACCGGGGUGCCAAGUGAGCUGAUGGGAGAAACGUGCAACAACAGGAGAGCCAGAGAAUCUGGGAAGCAGGGACCCCGCUGA